CCAUUAUUUGAGUAUUAGUGAUUGUUAUAAAAAAUAAAUUUGCAGAAAAACAUUAAAAAUAAUAAUAAUUAAUAAAUCCUUUUAUGCUACUGUGACUUAAUUUAAAUUGUGAACUAUGUGUAUAGUAAUCGUAGAGUAAAAUUCACUGGAAUUUAAAGAAACUAUGUAACUAGUGCAAUAAUAGAUUAUUAUUUGUGAAAUUUUGUAGGAAUUAUAGGUUUUAGUUGUACGCAUUUUUUUGUUAUCAUGCACGAGGCAUACGAUAUAUCUCCUUUGCUUACUGUCACUGUACAGAUAGAAACUAUAGCUGCAUAUGAUGGCAACCUGUUGCUGGGAACUAGGCAGGGGCAUUUGUUAAUGUAUUCAUUAUCAACCAAUAAUGGGAACCCUGGCAAAUAUGGCAUACAAUUGUUGCGGUACUGUAAAAAUUUUAGUAAGAAGCCAAUACAGCAAAUUGAUGUGAUACCAGAAAAGAAUUUACUCCUUUGUUUAUCAGACUAUGUUCUGUCCACAUAUGACAUCAAUGGUGUCAAUUUUCCACUUAUUGAAACAUUUCCACAAACCAAGGGUGCUUCACUUUUUGCCUUAGAUAAUAAAUCAACAACAUCAAUGACAGGAGAAUCAAACUCAGUUGUUCGUCUCUGUGUAGUUGUAAGAAGAAAGUUACAGUUAUAUUAUGGGAAAAAUGGACAAUUUAAACAACAUUUAUUUGAUUUCUCCAUACCAGAUGUGCCUAAAGUUUUGGCAUGGGGCCAGGAAUAUUUGUGUGUAGGGUUUAAGGCGGAGUACACAUUUUAUGAUCUCUCUUCAGGGAAACCAAAAGAACUAUUCCCAACUGGAAGUUCUAAAGCCCUGGAACCUACUAUAGCUAGAUAUUCAGAUACAUCAUUUUUACUAGGGCGUGAUCAGACCUCAGUGCUUGUAGAAGAAACACAAGAUUUAGAAAUCAAGAAAACUAUUAGAUGGUCAGAACCCCCUAUUAGUGUUGUUUGGGAUGAGCCGUUUGUGUUAGGUUUAUUACAAGAUCAAGUUGUUGUACAGACUGUUGAACCUUCAUUAUUUAUACAAACAAUUCCUGAAUUGAAUAAAGCAAGACUGAUGUAUAGAUGUAAGCGAGGUUUAACAUUCGUGUCUUCAGUUGGUCAAGUGUGGUGUCUCAGUUCAGUGGAUAUCACAAAGCAAAGACAACAACUUCUAAAAGACAAACAGUUCCAGAUCGCUAUUGACUUAACAAAACUAUCAGAAUGUUCCCAAGAAGAAAAAGAACAGUCUAUACGAUCGAUACAGAAAUUGUUUGCUCUUGAGCUAUUUGAUACCAAAGAUUAUUCACAGUCCAUGAAAGAAUUUUUGAAACUCAACAUCGAUCCAGCGGAAGUUAUAGAAUUAUUCCCAGAUUUAGACAGCAGACCAGGUGCGGAAUUAUCUAAAAAUAAGAAAUUAAAAGGAAAGGACUUGGAAAAUGCAUUGAAAGCUUUAAUAGAAUAUUUGUUAGCGCUGAGAGCUAACAUUGGCAAAAAUACCGCUCAGGCCUCUGGUAGCCAACAAGGGACAGGCAGUCAGAGAAAUGUGACACAACAACUGGAGUUGAUCGAUACGACACUAUUGAAGUGUUAUUUGCAGACAAACGACGCUUUUGUUGCAUCAUUAUUACGACUUAAUAAUUGCCGUUUAGAAGAAGCAGAAAAAACUUUAUUACAACAUAGCAAGUUCAGCGAACUUAUCAUACUGUACCAAACGAAGGGGCAACACACGAAGGCGCUGCAGUUGUUGCGAGAACAGGCUAAACAACCGGACUCUAGUCUAAAGGGCUAUUCUAGAACUAAAAAUUAUAUGCAGAAUUUAGGCGCUGAACACAUUAAUUUGAUAUUUAAAUUCUCCGAUUGGAUACUAAAAGAGCACCCAGAAGAAGGAUUAAAGAUAUUUACCGAAGAUAAAGUUGAAGUUGAAAAUUUGCCCCGUGCAAAGGUUUUAGAUUUUUUAUUGAGGGAACACGAUGCAUUAGUAGUCCCGUAUUUGGAGCAUGUGAUUCAUACGUGGAACGAUACAAACUCAUUAUUUCAUGACGCGCUAAUUAGAAUGUAUAGAGAAAAAUUAAAUAACAAAAAAGGAACAAUAACAGAAGAAGAGCUCCAGCAUACCAAAACAAAACUGUUAACAUUCUUAGAGAAAUCAGUGCAUUACACGCCGGAGCGAGUAAUACUUCAUUUUCCUAAUGAUAGUCUUUUUGAGGAGAGAGCUAUUAUUUACGGUAAACUUGGAAGACACGAGCAGGCGCUAGCAAUAUAUGUGCAGAUACUUGGUGAUGUCGAGAGAGCAGUGAGAUACUGUGAGAAUAUUACUGAAAAUUCUAACUGUAAAAACCAAGAUGUGUAUGUGAUGUUAAUGAAGAUCCUAGUAAAUCCCGAGCAGAGUAACGCCCUCAGCGGUCCCCUGGACAAAGUACCCAGGAAUCCAAAAACUUCAGUGCCGGAUUUGGAGACGGCUUUAAGUAUACUGGAAAAGUACGGUGAUAAAAUAUCGCCAUUAAAGGCGUUAUCCGUAUUGCCUGAUGAUGUGCCUCUCACAAGAUUGAAGAAUUUCCUUGAGUGUGCAUUGGAUGGUCAGCUGACUCACAAGAGACGCACUCAAGUUUUAAAAGGACUUCUCUAUGCUGAACAUAUGCAGGUGCAAGAACUGAAACAAUUUCACGAAUCGAAGAGUGUGAUCAUCAACGACUACAACGUGUGUCCAGUUUGCAAGAAGCGCUUCGGUAACCAGAGCGCGUUCGUGCGAUAUCCAAACGGUGACAUCGUACAUUAUUCAUGUAAACUUGAAAAGUAGAAUUUGCCACUAUAUUUAGAAACGUACAAUUAGUCGUAUAUAUUAGAAAAUUUGUAGGCAACUUUUAUUAAUGUUGAAAUAUUUUACAUGCUAUCUUGUAUGUGACUUAGAUCCUAGUCGCGCUACGAAUUGUUAUAACGCUAAACUAAACGAGCGAUAGAAAUUUACAGUAUGGAUAUAUAUAAUCUUACAGUUGUCCAAAGUUAUAUAGGAAUGAUAAUGUUAAUGUUAGUUUUAAUCAUAAGUUAAAAUGGAUUAAUAUUUAUUACAUUCUAAUAAUAAGACAAAAAUUGAAUUAACAGCUAUUAUAUAUAAGUAUAGUUUAAUACCUAUAUACUAUUAUGUAGUAAACGCAUUAAAGAACCUUUUAUAUUUUUGCACAUGUAUAUGAUUCAGAUUUGCAAUCACUACACACACUCCACAGAUGUUAGCACCAAUUUGGACACAAUCGCGUAUAUACGUUACAUGUGUUGUUAACAUAACUGUCUCAUAGUUAAAACUAGCAAUAUUUCUACUGUUAUCUUAGCAUUUUGAUUCAGGUCUAGGUUAAAAGUUACAAAUUGUCAAUAAUAAUAGACACCCCUAGGUAGAGUUAUAAAAAAUUGUAUGACGUAUUAUUGAAAUAGUUUGCAAAAUAUGGAAAAAGAUUUAAUUUGCUUGGAAAAUUCGUCUACCGAGUCCGAAAAGGAGGUGCUCAAUUCAACUGGAUUUUUAUUAUGCAUGUUAAGAUACACCUCAUUAGUCAUUAUAUAUGAUUCUAAUGAUCAUAUUUUGAAGAGAAAAAAUAUGUCACUGCGUGGUAUCAUUUUUAUAAAAUGUAUAUUCAUAUUUUGAGUCUGUUUCUUGGAAAAAUAUGCUUCAUUUUAGAUGUAAUCAAGACCUUAGCGGUAAUAAUCUUCUGCGGUUUAAUACAUACAUUGCCUCAAUGUACUGAUGCCCUGCAAAAUGCUGAUGUAAUUUUUAUUCAUAAGUAUGUCUGUUUCUUUGUUGUCUGUGUGUUAUCAAAGUUUAUUAUGUGUUUAUUUACAAGUAAGUCAGUAUGUUUAGUACCUACACAUCGUACAGACCUGCUUAUUUUUCUACAUGACACUGUGUAAUAUGUCUAGGAAUAUUGAUGUAUUUAUAAUAUUUAGUCACUGGCUUUUACCGUAAUAUUGUUUUCACUAAUUCUGUAUUAAGCCCAUCAGGCAACGGUUACAGCUUACCACCAAGGGGGUUGUCAGCUUGUUGGCUAUUUCAGUUACAUAAAAAAACUUAUUACUAAUAUUUAUUUCUUAACAAGGAAAGUAGUUACUUACCUUGGUCUUAGUUUCAUGAGCAUUUAUUUUUGUUGUACUGUGAUUUUAUUAGUGACUAAUAGUAAUAUUUUUAUUCUACAAAGAAAAUAUAUUAACAUACCCAUUUAUUCCAAAUUUACAAUGUUUUUUUCAAUUAGUUUAAUCUUAAAUUAUAUUAUACUAUAA
This is a messenger RNA of Achroia grisella, 4283 nucleotides long. It is a transcript of the gene Vps39, whose product is annotated as vam6/Vps39-like protein. The coding region runs from base 247 to 2820 and encodes 857 amino acids. Gene Ontology annotation, cellular component: membrane; cytoplasm. The transcript has 13 exons. NCBI's taxonomy places the organism in Eukaryota, Metazoa, Arthropoda, Insecta, Lepidoptera, Pyralidae. Gene Ontology annotation, biological process: endosomal vesicle fusion; intracellular protein transport; autophagy. Gene Ontology annotation, molecular function: protein binding. The record is from RefSeq and is a predicted model, not a curated record.